ACAGCGUUCAUGGCACUCCAGUGCACCGCUUGGCGUCCUGUGCGGUUAUGUGAAUAACCCAUGAUUCAGUGAUUUCGCUGACUGUGUCCUCUAGUGUUGUGCCGCCGCCAUGCGUCAAAGAUAUCAGCUGAAACAGAGAGUUCAACGCACCCGCUCAUACGAGUCGGAAGAUCAAUCUCGGGGUGCGUGCCAAUGGUGUGAAUAUGCCCUGGUGAUCACUCUCGCGACGAUCCUUCUCAUUGGAGUGUCAGCUCUGACCAUCUUCUGGGUAUUCUACUACCAUGACGGGUACGCCUGGGCUGAUGGCGCGCCGGAGAAGCAGUUCAACCUGCAUCCGACCCUCAUGGUCGCUGGGUUUAUCACCUUCAGUGGGUUUUCGGUGUUGCUGUACCGCAUUUGCCGGUGCUUCCGACGCAUCUACGUCAAACUUCUCCAUGCCAUCUUCCACGCCCUGGCGUUCCCUUGCAUCGUAAUUGGUUUCCUCGCCGUGUUCGACUAUCACAACAAGACUGGCAUCAACAACUUCUACUCGCUGCACAGCUGGAUUGGCCUUGUGGCUAUGGGACUGUUUGGAAUUCAGUACGCAGUCGGCUUCUUCAGCUUCCUACUGUUGAUGAUCUGCAGCAAGGGCACCGCUGGUUUCCGGGCCUCCCUGGUGCCGGUCCACGCUGCUUUCGGUAUCCUUACCUUCGUUCUUGGGGCGGCUGCCUGUCUGACCGGACUCACUGAGAAGGCAAUCUUCCAUAUCGGGAAAGAGAAAUACGAGAAACUUGACGAGGAAUCCAUCGUGACGAACGCUAUCGGGAUGUCCGUGGUGGCGGUGGUGAUCGUCGUGCUGUUCACCGUCCGCGGCACAGGAGGCUACCGCGUGCGCAAGGUGGCCGCUCAGCACCCGAGCUAAACUCGCUGCGUCCCCACCGACUGCGCCAUAGCAAUAACAUGCCACGUGGGUACAAAAUGCCGCUAUCUGUUUGAUAAUGAAACAUCUAUUGGUUAUAUUGAUUAGUUUGUUCGGGGUUAUGCUGAUUAUUUAUGACAUUUGGUUAACUAUUUAAUAAAGCGAAAGUUAUAAUGAAUUCUAUAAUACGAGUACCAAGUGCAGUCGUCACAAAUUAUAAAUUCUUUAGAUGAAUUAUUCUAACGGCAUUUUGUACCCAUAUUUUUUAACAAGUGUGCGUUCGAUUUUAUGCUUGACCUUAUUGUGAGAACACCAUGACUAUGUGCGUAUUAUAUCAUAAGCAUAAACUCGAAUAUGUUAUACCUAUCUUCCAUCUUCUUUUAUAAAAUUACUGUGUAAGAAAGGAAAGACAAAAAUUUCAUCGAACCUUUAAUAAAAUUUGCAAUUUAGGACAGAUUAUUUAGCUCAAUUCGUUGAUUUUGGUUACAAAUUUUAUUCGGUAAGUUUAUUAUUGUUCUUGCGGUUGUGCGUUGUUCUGAAUAUGAUUGUUUUGUAUGUGUUGAAGAACACGCAGCGUUUAUUAAAAAUCGUUAAAAUUAUUGUAAGUUAAUCCGUCUUAUCCUUGUUUCAUCUACCUAUUACUUAGGUUUAUGAAGCUGCCAUUAGUCAAAAUUUAUUCGACUGAUAUUAAGCUGUAGGUUUAUCUACUUUUUUCCCAAAUAAUUUUAUAUGCUAUGAAUGUAGCUAGUAGAAGCGCAAAUAACCGAUGCUAUUUGAUUGAACUGGAGAUGAAGGUACAAUGUUUAGGUGUAAUGAAACAUGUUCAUCGAAAUAGACAUUCAUUUCCAUUUCAAGUCCACUGUGCUCGCUGUUCUGUGGUAAAUUAGUUAGAGAUAGCUCUAGAUCAUAUUCGCCGCGUGUAGGUAAGAUAGUUAUGUAUGCAGUCGACGUUAGUCGAACAAGUACGGAGACAAUUUUUGGAUGAAUAAAUUCUUCCUUUCAAAAUAAGUAUCACAUUCACAAACGAAUACAUCAGAGGCCAUACUACACGUUUAGAUAUCGAAUUUUGGUAUCUAUCUAGCGUAGGAAAGUAAGUAGUUUAUAAGAUAUUUAGAAAUAACUUGUAUAUAAUUUUUAAUCUAAUUAAUGUAAUGUGCGAGUGUUCGAUAGAUGUAGAAUGUGAUGGAUUGUAGCUAAAAACUACCAUUAAAUAUUUAUUUAUCAGUGAGUAACAUCCGCGUUACAUCGGACAUAAAAACGAAAAGCAAGUCGGCAGGCAAAAGAAAAAUGAUUUUUUUAAAUAUUUUGACACUUUUAUUGGUUGAUACCAAUACCAGUUCAAUAUAUAAACAAUUGAUAUCUGGAAGUUUUGAUUCUCAUGCACUUGUGCACUCACUUUGAGCUACAAAUUCAGAUUAAUUCGAAGAUUGAGAAAUGCACGAAUAUUAUUUAUCAGCAGUUGUCAUCAAAUUAGUAUCAUGAGUGUUCAAGUCGCACGAGAGAUCCAAUUAUCAAGCGAUUAAAGAUAAAAACAGAAAAGCGUAGACGAGUUUACUUACGUAUAAUGUUCAUAUAACAAGUGUUCAUCCAAGUUGCCAAAUUCGGUGUAAAGUCGUCAUGUUUAUUAUAAUAAUCAAUUAUUACUGUGUAUUAUUAAUACAUAGUUACAUGUAGCAUGUUUAUCAAUACUAUAGGAUAAUGCUCAAGGUGUUUUUGUAAGAGGGUUACCUAUAUAAGUACCUAUUCCUUGUGUAGUAAAUGAAGAAACAUUUUAAUUAGAUUCUAUGAAAAAGAUCAAUUUGUAAAUUGCAUUCCAAGAAAGCAUUCGAUGAUUUUUCAAGUGUUAUUUUUGAAAAUAUACACUCCGUAAGACUGCAUUCAUAAGUAGGUCCUUUUGUAUCAAAAUACAGGAUUUGCUAUGAUUUUUGCGAAAAAAGUAUUUACAAAUUUUAAAUAUUCCAGUUUUUGUGGAUCCCUUUGACGAAAUGGGGCCAACUUUUUAUAUUAUUAUAGAUUCCCUGAUGGUACCGCUGCAGUAAUUUUUUCGAAGCCACGUUUUAUUAGGAGUAAUUUCAUAAAUUAUUUAAUAAGUGAAAAUUUAAGACAGAGCGCUGUGAAGCCAGUGUGAUCUUUUAAUACUUAUAUUAGACUAACUACCCUGGCUCGCCCUGAUUAAUAUUCACUUGACUGCACGGCGUCUUUAGUUUUAGUCUGAUAUCCUCAAGAAUAUAGACCGAUUUACUAUAUUUUGAAAACGCACCCAGAGAUUUAAUACAGUACCUGCUUAUUGAUGUAACAUUUAACUAAUACUUUUUACUUAGUUGCAUUCGUACAGAUAAUCGAUUUCAAUACUUACUUUUAAAUAUUUGCUAUUUAAUUAGUGAAACAUAAUUUCUAGUUCAGUUAACUGCAGUUAUAUUGGUUAAUAUGAAUUUUAUCACUGUUUUAACUUUUGAAAUAUUUAUACGGCAUACAUAAUGGUACAUUAAAAUACUUGUAUUAAUGAA
Molecule: messenger RNA, 3405 nt
Organism: Amyelois transitella
Lineage: Eukaryota; Metazoa; Arthropoda; Insecta; Lepidoptera; Pyralidae
Gene: nemy
Product: plasma membrane ascorbate-dependent reductase CYBRD1
Exons: 5
Coding region: 110-901 (263 amino acids)
Molecular function (GO): oxidoreductase activity
Source: RefSeq, a predicted model, not a curated record